Molecule: messenger RNA, 1281 nt
Organism: Pundamilia nyererei
Lineage: Eukaryota; Metazoa; Chordata; Actinopteri; Cichliformes; Cichlidae
Gene: prpsap2
Product: phosphoribosyl pyrophosphate synthetase-associated protein 2
Exons: 11
Coding region: 199-1272 (357 amino acids)
Biological process (GO): purine nucleotide biosynthetic process; 5-phosphoribose 1-diphosphate biosynthetic process
Cellular component (GO): cytoplasm; ribose phosphate diphosphokinase complex
Molecular function (GO): magnesium ion binding; ATP binding; ribose phosphate diphosphokinase activity
Source: RefSeq, a predicted model, not a curated record
UCAAAACCGAACCUCACAGUCUGUUCGAGUCAGGGGAACAGGUUGGAAAGAGCCCGACGGAGGCUCGUACAAUCAAAUACUGUUGGUUGCAGGUUGUAACCGGAUCUAACACACAAGCUGGAAGGGCUCAGUGCAGCGUGGGUGCCCAGGGAUCCACUGCCUGAGUGUGGGGAGAGCAGCGGCCGAGACCCCAGAGACAUGAACCACACCAAGGGUGGCCUGGUCAUCUUCACCGCCAACUCGCACCCCUCGAGCCGUGAGCUGGGCAAGAGGAUUGCAGAGCGUUUAGGGGUGGAGCUUGGCAAGGUGCAGGUGUACCAGGAAGCUAACAGAGAAACGCGGGUACAGAUCCAAGAGUCGGUGCGAGGCAAAGAUGUCUUUGUCAUCCAAACGAUGUCAAAGGACGUGAACACCACCAUAAUGGAGAUGCUGAUCAUGGUGUACGCAUGCAGGACGUCCUGCGCCAAAAGCAUCACGGGCGUUCUCCCCUACUUCCCCUACAGCAAGCAGUGUAAGAUGAGGAAGAGGGGCUCCAUCGUGUCCAAGCUUGUUGCAUCAAUGAUGUGUAAAGCUGGCCUCACCCACCUCAUCACCAUGGACCUCCAUCAGAAAGAGAUCCAAGGCUUCUUCAACAUCCCAGUGGACAAUUUGAGAGCCUCCCCGUUUCUGCUGCAAUAUAUCCAGGAAGAGAUCCCCGACUACCGAAACGCUGUGAUUGUUGCCAAGUCGCCAGCUUCUGCCAAAAGGGCUCAGUCGUUCGCCGAGCGGCUGCGUCUGGGUAUCGCAGUGAUCCACGGAGAAGCUCAGGACGCCGAAUCAGACCAAGUAGACGGCCGACAUUCCCCACCCACCGUCAAGACCACCGGAGCCAUUCACCCCAGCAUGGAGAUACCAUUGUUGAUCCCUAAAGAGAAGCCCCCCAUCACUGUGGUGGGAGACGUCGGAGGACGCAUCGCCAUCAUAGUGGAUGACAUCAUCGAUGAUGUGGACAGCUUCGUGGCAGCAGCGGAGACGCUGAAGGAAAGAGGGGCCUACAAGAUUUUUGUCAUGGCGACACACGGCCUCCUCUCCUCAGACGCCCCCAGGUUCAUAGAGGAGUCCGCAAUCGAUGAGGUGGUGGUGACCAACACGAUUCCCCACGAGCUCCAGAAGCUCCAGUGUCCAAAGAUCAAGACGGUGGACAUCAGCAUGAUCCUGUCAGAGGCCAUCCGCCGCAUCCACAACGGAGAGUCCAUGUCCUACCUGUUCCGCAACAUCGGAGUGGACGACUGAAUAACCUGU